AGUCAGAAGCUGAAAUGAAAAGCGAGACGGACCCUCCUCCGAGUUUCCGUUUGCUUCAGCGUCUGGCCUGUCCUCGUUGCCGAAAAUAACCGCGCAGCUUGUUUGUAAGUCUCUGGUUAUUAUGUGGUCCAGCAGGAACAGCUGACUCACUGCCAGGCAGCUGAGCGGGACAUAGCGCUGACUGACCGCUCCACCUCCUCUGCUGGGUGAAAGUUUCCAUCAGGCUCUAUGGGCUGAGGAUGAUCGGGUCACCGGACCUGCUGGCCUUCACGGGCAGCAGUGGCUUUGAUGAGGAGGGAGAAGAAGCGGAGCUUCAGGAUCUGCCUGAGGAGUUUUCUGUGCCGCUCCUGCCUCCUUCUAACCCCUGGAGCACAGCAGCGCACUUUCACCGGGACUUUAUCCUGGUGGCUGAGUUCUCAGAGCAGGUUGGGCCAAAGCCUGUCCUGACGAUACCAAAUGACCCAAAUGUUGUCGGCUCUUUCGACCUCAAUCACUUCUCUGUCCGCAUCAUGUCGGUGGACUACCAGGCUUCCGGCCCGGGCCACACCCCUCCUGCUUCUCCAGGACCCCGACUUAACUUCAGUGAGGACUCCAGGGUCAUCCUUGGAGAUUCAACAGAGGAUGCCUUUGCAUACGUUCAUCACCUGACCCUGUAUGACCUGGAGGCUCGGGGUAUGGUGCGACCUUUUUGCAUGGCCUAUGUCUGUUCAGACCAGAUGAAGCUGAUGGAGAAUUUUUCCGAGCUGUCGGAGCGUUUUUCUCAGGCGUCUGAUAGCCUGAAGACGGGAAACAGACAAGCUUUCUCCACAGAGCUCCAACGAAAACUACAGGACCUUGAGUACAGACGAUGGACCCUGCUGCAGGAAACAGAUCUUCAGAAGACGAUGAACAGAUCCACAGAAAUAGAAGAGAAAUCAGAUGAGCUUGAAGCUUUAGAGCAUUCAAUCACAAAUCACAGGGACCUCCUUCGGCAGGUUACAUCUUACCCCAAUAGGAAGCUCAAGCAACCUGAUUUCCUCCCUUAUGACCCAGCUGAUUCCCUUGCAGACCUGACCAAUUUCCUGCCUUCUGAGCCAUCCCCUCCCUCCCUUCCCAACUCCACCUGCUGCAGGUCUGAGCAGCUUCUUAAGCCACUGGAGGAGCUCUGCAACUUUUAUUUCCUGUCACUGAUGAAAAACCAGCUCGCAGACACAGAGCACUGUCUGCGUGGUGACAGGAGCGUCCUGCUAACGUCUCGUGUCACACAGUCUCUGUCCAGAAGGCUGAAAUUUACAAACUUCCUCUUUGAGCUGUGUUCCCCUUGGGAUGCUGAAGAGGAGGAAGAGGAGGAGGUGCAGGCAGUCUCGGGGGGCAGGAGCGGUGCUGUGGAAGGUCAAUCAGGAAGGCAUGGCGGGGAGUCGUUCUCCUGUGUGGAAGAGAUAUCCAUAAAGAUGGAUGCAGGAGAAAGCGAGAGGGCGACCCCUGACCCCACUUUAGCCACAGAGUUGAUGGGGAGCAUAAGCAGCAACGACAGCAUUGAAGUGCUUGGAACUGAAAAGUCGUAUCAGACUCAACAGGCGACGGUUGCGUCUGACAGCAGAGAUACACCAGCGGGAACAGGAGAUGUUUGUCUGCGGCGUCUCCAUGUGCGAGCCUACGCCAAACGUGCAAACAGUGAGGACAGCAUAGAAGUACUCAGUACCACUGAAUCCAUCAUCCCUGAAGACCUCACUGCCAUCACAGAGGAAGAAGCAGAGCAUCAGUCUUUGAGCAACGGAUUUGAAGAGGAAGGAGAAUUACAGGUUGGAUGUAAGUCAGAUGAAAUCCUGAGAGAGGAGAAAGAGAUGAACCUUCCAGCUUCAGAGAAGGGAAGGGAAGAACAUAGUGGAAGAAAAGAUCCUUUAGAAAAGACAGAGACCAGCAAUGGCGUGCUUCUCAAAGAAGAUUCAUUCACAGAGAAGAAUAAGAGAGUCCAUGAAGACACUACUUCAGAAAAGAUGCAUAAACUUCCUCCAGCUGAAGAAACCGUGAAGGUGAGGCCAAAGCAGUCCAGGCCAAUGCUUGACCUCCAUUUUAAAACGUCUCCUCCCUUCCCCCUGGUGGAGGUUGGUCUGCGCUCUCCACCCUGUGCUCCUCUGAGGCUGCUCAGUGUGGACGAAGUGUCCGACUGCACCAGCUUCACCAGCAACUCAGAGCCACCGUCUCCUACUACAGCUAAUGUAACAAAGACGCGCGUGGACAAGAAGAGAAGGAGGAGGAGGGCUGCCCUCCGAGCCCUCAGGCUGAUCAAGCAACUGUCGUUCUCCCAGCAUGCCAUCUUCUGUCUGCUGAGCGGCCGGCCUUUGGUCGUCGUCGGGGGAGAUGAGAGCUUGGUGAGGAAGCUGGUGGACGGCUUGAGGCUCUUCCUGCCAGCUCCUGGUCCUGAUGGAAGUGCUGUGAUGUGGAGUUUGACCACGCCCCUUCAGAUGGCCAACCUUUUGACCUGGAGGCUCAUAGGAGUACACAGAUCAUCCUCUGCUACAUCAUCUCCCAUUCUUCAGUCUCUGACUCAGCUCAGUCGUUACAUUGCCCUGCUGGACAUUGAUCAAAAAACGCUUCGCUGUCCUUCAUACUCUGGAUCACUCAUCAGCUUUAUGGCCGAUCCUCAUAGCAGCAUCAGCCGUGGCUUCACCUAUCUGCUGCACCUGGAGAGCUGUCUGACUGCACUUGCCAAUCAGGUGCUGCUGCACACCUUCAUACCCACUUCUAGGCAUCCAAAAAACACCGCAGGACAUAUAGAUAUGGGAAAUGAUUUCCAAUGUCGGCCUGGAUUCUGCAGCAGUGAAAAUGAUUAUAGAGUGAUGGACUUUUUGUCUGACCUGAUCGCGCAGCACCACACUGGAACCUCAACGGUUUUCAGGUUUUCUUACAGCGAAAUGCAGCUUCACAGAAACUCGUAUCCAACAUAGUCAGAGGAACAGAACAAAAUUUAAAAGAGGUUUUAUUUUGGUACCUCUAGUGAACAGAGGGCCUUUGUUUCAGUGAUUUAGGCCUAAUCACCAACUGCUGUAAAUAUAUGUGCACACAUAUGUAUGUGCACAUUACCUUUUUUUUCUGCUGUUUGUUGACUAAAAUUCCACUUUUAGAAGUACCCACCAGAUCAGAUCUGUUACUUAAGUUGGUUUGAUCUAAUAAAACUAUGCAACGAA
Molecule: messenger RNA, 3167 nt
Organism: Cyprinodon tularosa
Lineage: Eukaryota; Metazoa; Chordata; Actinopteri; Cyprinodontiformes; Cyprinodontidae
Gene: smcr8b
Product: Smith-Magenis syndrome chromosome region, candidate 8b
Exons: 6
Coding region: 240-2927 (895 amino acids)
Cellular component (GO): guanyl-nucleotide exchange factor complex
Molecular function (GO): GTPase activator activity
Source: RefSeq, a predicted model, not a curated record